Messenger RNA from Eruca vesicaria subsp. sativa (arugula), 901 nucleotides. NCBI's taxonomy places the organism in Eukaryota, Viridiplantae, Streptophyta, Magnoliopsida, Brassicales, Brassicaceae. The record is from the annotation of a GenBank genome assembly.
AUGGAUUGGACUAAGAAGGUGUCCAGGCUUAUGCCAAACUGGAAGCGUGAAGUAGAAUUAAGAAAUCUCGGUUACAAGGUUCAUGGCAAUCCUUUCUCAACCAACACAAGGCGUGUUCUCGCUGUGCUCCUUGAGAAAGGGCUCUCUUACGAGGCCAUUACCUUACUUGUAAUGUGUUUUUUAUUGAUGCAGCCUUUUGGUCAAAUCCCAGUUUUUGUAGAUGGGAACAUUAAGCUGCAUGAGUCUCGAGCCAUAACACAAUACAUCGCAUAUGUUCAUAGCGCAAGAGGCACACAACUACUGUAUCUUCAAAGCCACGAGACAAUGGCAAUACUAACAGUGUGGAUGGAAAUCGAAGCUCACCAGUUCGAUCCAUUUGCAUCGAAACUCACUUGGGAGCAAGCCAUUAAGCCUCUCUACGGUCUAGAGGCUGACCAAGAGAUCGUCAAAGAAAACGAGGCUAAUCUAGAGAAGGUUCUAGAUGUCUACGAGAAACGACUCGGAAAAUAUAGAUUCUUGGCUUGUAAUACCUUUACUUUGGCUGAUCUUCAUCACUUGCCCAAUAUACAAUACCUUUUGGGAACUCCAACAAAGAGAUUGUUCGAAGAUCGACCUAAAGUGCGUAAGUGGGUGGGUGAGAUUACGGGUAGAGAGGCUUGGAAAAUGGCUUGUGAUCAUGAAAAGUAUUGGUUUGGUAAGCAAAUGAAAUAAAUGAAAGCAAAAGAAAAACAGUGUGGGAAUGUGAUUGUGUGUUAAUCGUACUUUGGCCGCGGUUUGUAAGCUUGUGGUUGUUUGCUGUGUGGUGAAUCUUAUAAGAUUCAUUGUGUUUCGUGUCUGUAUACGUAUGAUGCAUGUGUGAAUAAAAUGAAUAAUAAUAACAACUACAUAUAUUCCUUCAUCA